AUGAUAAGAUAUAAUCUACAAAUACUUGGUUUAAGUGAAGUGCGUAGAAAUGGUUUUGGCGAACUGAGAACGUCCAAAGGCCUAACUCUUCUAUACUCCGGGAAGGAAAAGGAGGAUGACGACCUUGAAUAUGGCGUCGCUUUCCUCCUCUCUAAUUCCGCAAAGAAAAGUCUUUUGGACUGGAAACCGAUCUCAGACCGAAUCAUUUGGGCCCGCUUCAACUCAAGAGCACGGAAGAUCUCCAUUGUGCAGUGUUACGCUCCCACCAACACGUCUGCGGAAGACAUCAAGGAUGACUUUUACAACGCUCUAAAUGCCACACUUAAAGGUAUUAAGAAACAAGAUAUUGUGAUCGUCAUGGGAGACCUUAACGCAAAAGUGGGAAGCGAUAACAGUAACUGUGAGCGCAACAUGGGCAAACAUGGACUCGGAGUACGGAACGAGAAUGGUGAACGGUUUAUAGAGUUUUGCCAACACCAUGACCUGACCAUCGGUGGGACACUUUUUAUUCAUAGAGAUGUACAUAAGUACACAUGGAACUCCCCUGAUGGCUCCACGAAAAACCAAAUUGACCACCUUGCGAUCAGUUCGAAGUGGCGCUCGUCACUCCUCGAUGUCCGAAACCGAAGAGGCGCUGAUAUUGACAGCGACCACCAUCUGGUUGUAGCCAAAAUGCGACUCAAGAUUGCAGUUGCGCGACUAGCUGGUGACUGGUGGUGGGAAGAAGGUUUGACGUCACUAAACUGCGAGAUCCUGAAAUUUUGA
Messenger RNA from Pieris brassicae (large cabbage white), 765 nucleotides. RefSeq names its product craniofacial development protein 2-like. The coding region runs from base 1 to 765 and encodes 254 amino acids. Gene Ontology annotation, cellular component: nucleus. Lineage: Eukaryota; Metazoa; Arthropoda; Insecta; Lepidoptera; Pieridae. The record is from RefSeq and is a predicted model, not a curated record. The transcript has a single exon. Gene Ontology annotation, biological process: chromatin remodeling. Gene Ontology annotation, molecular function: catalytic activity.